Molecule: messenger RNA, 1652 nt
Organism: Mycetomoellerius zeteki
Lineage: Eukaryota; Metazoa; Arthropoda; Insecta; Hymenoptera; Formicidae
Product: Phosphatidylinositol glycan anchor biosynthesis class M
Exons: 1
Coding region: 14-1141 (375 amino acids)
Biological process (GO): GPI anchor biosynthetic process
Cellular component (GO): glycosylphosphatidylinositol-mannosyltransferase I complex; membrane
Molecular function (GO): alpha-1,4-mannosyltransferase activity; GPI mannosyltransferase activity
Source: RefSeq, a predicted model, not a curated record
UACCUUUAGCCAUAUGAAAAUGAUGACAUCUGCUAAAUUAAACAUCUCGUCAUUUACAUCGCAUUGCUUAUUGGCGUUUGUUCUACGAUUAGUAUUUAUACUUUACGCCAAUUUUCACGACGAGUAUCUCACAGUACCGUACACAGAUGUGGACUAUAAAGUAUUUACUGAUGCUGCUAGGUAUGUGGUAGAACAGAGAUCGCCGUUUGAUCGUCAUACUUACCGCUAUUCGCCACUUCUAGCCUGGCUCUUGACCCCAAAUAUUAUAUUACAUAAGGAUUUUGGAAAAAUCUUGUUUUCUGUUGUAGAUGUACUAAUUGCGGUCCUAAUUAAAAAUAUUGUCGCGCGACAAAGAUGUAAUGAGACUGUGAAAAAUUAUUGCGCGCUCCUAUGGCUUUAUAAUCCGUUAACGUUAGUGAUCUCGACGAGAGGCAACGCAGAUUCAUUGGCAGUUCUUUUAGUCGUGCUCACAUUGGAUUUGUUACAGAGAGACAAAAUUGUAUUGGCCGGAUUAUUACAUGGGAUAUCUGUACAUUUCAGAUUGUAUCCGUUGAUGUUGCUGAACAGGGAUCAAUGGAGACUUGUGCUGAGUUGCGUUUUCUCAAUCGUUACACUAACAGCCAUGGGUUAUCGUCUGUAUGGCUUUAAAUUUUUGUACGAGAGUUUUAUAUAUCAUUUAGUACGUAAAGACGCAAGACAUAAUUUUUCCGUGUAUUUCUAUAUGUUCUACUUAUCUGCUAAUCAACCACAGGAUAUAAUUCAGAAGAUCCUUACAUUUCUGCCGCAAUUAUUAUUGUUGUUGAUGUCGUCGUAUUAUUAUUCGGAAAAAUCAAAGUUGCCAUUCGCUAUGUUCGUCCAGGCAAUGAUCGCCGUGAUAUAUAAUCCGGUGAUGACUUCCCAGUAUUUUUUCUGGUUUCUGUCUCUGUUACCUCUGUGUUUACCAAAUAUCGAAAUGAAUCUGCGUAGGGGAAUAUAUUUAGCAUGUUCUUGGAUCUUGAGCCAAGCUAUUUGGCUGUUAACAGCUUAUUUACUAGAAUUCCAAAGUUUUAAUUCGUUCUUUUUUCUUUGGAUAUCUAGUCUUCUAUUUUUUGCUGUUAAUGUAAAAAUUUUAGUAGAUGUUAUUCAUCAUUAUAAAAGUUAGUUAUAACUGUAUAAUUUUUAUCUCAAUGAGAAUUAUUCUCUGUAUAUAAAAAAUGGUUGGCAAAAGUAUAACCAGAGAGAAACUCGUAAUAUAUCUUUUUACAUAUGUCUUUGAUGAAUGUAUGGCAUAAAAUAAAUGCACAAUCAGUUAUAACUUGAAAAUGAAUUAUACAGAAUUAUAUUUUGGUGUUUAAAUGUGAAUGUACAGGAUGUCAAAAUUACAAUUUUAAAUUUCGUUUAUGAAUUUUUUGUAUAAAUUGAUUUUUGUUGAGCCACAUAGUUGUGCCAUUUAUUUUUGUACUUCUGAAAUUUUCAUCAAGUAAGCACGAUGAGCUUGUCUGAGAAGAGAUUAUCUAUUUAUAAAACUUCCUUCUUCAAACUUUCAAUGCAACAUUAAAAUUUUACAGUUGUAAUUUUGUGACAUCCCGUACUAUUAAAUUCUUGGAAAAUACCUAGGAUAGCAGAUAGUGGAUUGUUCAAAAAACUUGAAUUUAUUUAAGUUUUAAUAAAAA